Molecule: messenger RNA, 2574 nt
Organism: Bufo gargarizans (Asiatic toad)
Lineage: Eukaryota; Metazoa; Chordata; Amphibia; Anura; Bufonidae
Exons: 5
Coding region: 70-1116 (348 amino acids)
Source: RefSeq, a predicted model, not a curated record
CCCCAUGUUUAAAUUUCUGAAAUAACCAACAUUCACUCUACAAAUGCAGAGGGGAUGACACGAUAAUAGAUGGCAGUAAUAUUCAAAAUGAAGUUUUUCCUGGUAUGGAUCUGUCUUAUUUCAGAAGCGUUUCCAUUUGCAACACAUUCUCCUGAAGUCAACGAUACAGAGGGUUGCUGUGGGCAAAACACAAAGCUUAUUUACAAAGGUCAUGAUUCCAACAGUGGUAUAAAUAUCUAUGUAUUUGAAUACACGCCACAAAGCAAAGAAGCAAAGGAUGGAAGAGUUGAAGAUACAACAAUGAAGAAUGAUUUGCAAAGUAGCAGAAAUGCUCUUAAAGAUACUGAAAAUGGAGAAAACCAUGAAGAUACAAUUAUUCAGACCACCAAACCUACAAGCAUAUAUGGCAGAAAUAAGGAUCCUGACACAGGGACUGGUAAUAAGCCUGAUUGGAAGUUUGAUACUAUUAUUAGUACAGAAGGUGAAACUCAAAAUGACAUUGAAAUGUAUGAAAACACGGAUCUACUCUCAAAUGCCACUGAGGGACUUCAAUCAGAAAUGUCACACACUAGAGAUGUGCAGAAAACCAGCGGACAUAGUAAUAGAGACGACUACUAUGGUACUGAAGGUAGUGCAGUUCUAGACAUUCCAGCCUACUAUGACACUAAUACUGGUACCCAAGGGCCACAAGUGUAUUCAACACCAAAUAUUGAUUUAAAAAACAAUCUAGGAUGCUCUGAGUCUGAGGGACAAUGCAAGAAUCCCACCAAAUCAACAGAACGUGUUUUUGUGACACAGCCAACAAUACAUAAGGACUAUUCCAAAAGGAGAACCAGGCCUGAUUACUAUGGAAACAGGGACAGAAAAACCAUGAACCGUACAGUCAAACCAGCAAAAACAAGGGUUCAUAAAAGUGAUAAACAAACUAACGGGAAAAAAAGUGAUAAACAAACUAACGGGAAAAAAAGUGAUAAACAAACUAACGGAAAAGUCAUUCCAAUAAGCCACAUUAUUAGAAAAAUAUUUCAAAACAGGUAUGGACAAAGAAGAAAGACUGGUGGCUACAGACACAUUUCAUCAGAAAGCAGAAGUGACAGUAGCCAGGAAUUUGAUUAAAUCUUGGGAUAAUUGAAAAUAUAGAGUGCUAGAAGGCCUUACUUCAUAUGGUGGGCACUAGCCAUUAAUUAUACUUUUCUUUAAAAUAAAAAUAUUUAAGUGGGUUUUCAACUAAAACCUGUAUGACAUAUGAAUCAGACGAGUCAUUUUAGUGGGGGUACAACAGCAGGGACUAUUGACCUGAUUUCCAUCUAGCGGUGGCCACUGUCUAAUAGCAAAACACUAUCCAUAAUUCCUAUUAACACCACUGGGAAGGUAAAGAACAUUGGUGGGGAACAACUUCCCCACUCCCCAUGGUUGUCUCAUUCUUCAAAGUGGCAGGGUCCCAACUUUCAAACAUAUCAUAAAAAAUGUCUCCAUAGAGAAACCUUAUGAAUACUUAGAAAGCAAAUCUAGAAAGCAAAUCUGCAGCCAAAUAGCUCCCCAAUGGUUCCAACAUGUCUGAUCCUGUGUCCUCCUAAAGAUUAGGCAUUUGCUGAUUCUAGGGUGGUUUAUUCCUUUUUACCUAUUAAAAUAAAUGUCCAUGCUUAGUCGUUCUAAGUAUGCAUGUUUAUGUGGGAUUUGGGGGAAAUAACUGUUCUGCAGAUGUUAUGUAUAUAGACAUCAUUACUCUCCUUAUUGUGUAUGUGCUAUACGUAAUAGCAGGGGUGUACACAGAUCUCAUAGGGCCCCAUAGCAAAACUUACUGUGGGGACAAUGCACUACCCAGUUUCUAAGUAUGUCUGCGUCAGUCACUCCCAGGCAGGGAAGAAUGCAAAGUACAACGCCCCAGAUUUCUGAUCAAUUUACCAUUUUUUCUAAUCAAUACAAAUUGUAAUAAAGAUGCCUUUGAACUCACUAUUCUGACUUUUACUGGAACAGGUUCUUCAAAAUUAUUGUGCUCAUUCUGAGCACUAUAUUUCUCGAUGUAGUUACAGCAGAAAAUUGGCAAAGAUGCAUUGAUAAAUCUCUUGCUUCCCUUCUAUUACAAAGCUGUUUUGCCUGCAUCCACCACUAGGUGGCACUCUGUGCAUUGAAAUUCAUGCAAUUUCCAUGGAAGGUAUAUUCAUCUGUUGUCUCCUCCUAGUGGUGGCUGCUUGAUAAUGCAGUGUUUUCACACAGGGAAGAGAAGCUGAACAGCCCAGUUGAAUGGUCUUCUUACAUUGAGGGUAUGCUACUGUGUAAUAGGCUUUUUUAGCUUUGGCUCAAAGCUUUUAUCACAUAAUUGCAUAAAAUCUGGCUUAUACAUUGAGUGAAAGCUCCCACAAUUACUUUUUGCACUUGCUCCCCAACCCCGUUCUUCAUGCCCCCUACACAUCUGAGCUUGUCACGUCUCCCCUACAUGAGACGUCAAUGUGUUUUGAGUACUGGCCAAGACUCACUAAGUGAUUAGACAACAAGCAUUCCACUACUAAGAUAAAUCUGUUAAUGCAAUAGCAGCUACUUAUGAUUGUAAUAAAGUAGAAUAUGACAUUUACA